Molecule: messenger RNA, 1269 nt
Organism: Sparassis crispa
Lineage: Eukaryota; Fungi; Basidiomycota; Agaricomycetes; Polyporales; Sparassidaceae
Exons: 1
Coding region: 1-1269 (422 amino acids)
Source: RefSeq, a predicted model, not a curated record
AUGGGACACUAUUUUGUCUCUCCGAUCCCGACCCCGACCUCGCCCACAUCCAGCCUGCCCCCGCUCGCCCGCCUCGAGCAUUGUUCGCCCGAGCAGGUCACCCAAGCGCUUCAGAACCUCCGCUCGAUCUACUUGGAACGACCCCCAAUUAUUGAGUCCGCUGCACUCCCAGAAAAGCAUCUUCCGAAGCACGUUAUACACGACACUUCCGUGCCCGACUCCGGAUACGCUUCUGCCGAAGAAGACGAGGACGAACUGGUGGAGGAUGAAUGCGAGGGACACGCAGACGAGUUCGAUGUCGAUGUUCUCCGGUCGGAUUCCUUUGAGCGCGAUUUUGUGAUUCGCUGGCUCACAGGAUUCGCCGCGCGCUCCGACGUCUGGGUCGCGUCCGGUGCCGACUCCGCUGACUCAGACGCGCGCAUGGAACUCGUAGACGCAGCUGCGUCUCUCCUGGCGUUCUUCACUGGUAAGGACGACGAAGAAGAAGAGCCGAUUACGCGUAUCUUCGCGUUUCCCGGCGCGCACCCGGUUGAGGUGGAACUGAACGACGCGCCGCUGCUGAGCACAGACCACACCUCUGUGGGGUUGCAGAGCUGGGCUAGCGCCAUCGUCCUUUCCGAGCGCAUCUGCGCGGACCCAAAAGCAUUCUCUCUGUCCUGCUCUGCCGCCAAUCCUUUGCGCGUCCUCGAACUCGGCGCAGGCACGGGUUUGCUGAGUAUCGUUGCCGCAAAGGUCUUCCAGCAGCAGCAGCAGCAGCACCCUCACGUACACCCAGCGACGGUGCUCGCGACGGACUUCCACCAGUCAGUCCUAGCGAAUCUGCAAACGAACAUCGACGCCAACUUCCCCUGCCCUCCGUCCUCCUCGCUGCUGUCCCCACCGUGUAUCUCCCUACAGGCACUGGACUGGCAGUUCCCCGUAUACGAGGACGCGCUCGCGUCCCCAUUUGACGUCAUCCUCGCAGCGGACGUCGUGUACCACCCGCACCACCCGCAGUGGAUCCGCGCGUGCGUACAGCGUCUCCUUGCACCCAAGGGCGUAUUUUGGCUCAUUAUCGCACUCCGCCCAACGGGUCGGCACGAAGGCAUGAGCGACACCGUUACGGAGGUGUUCCCGCUUGCAAGUACCGGUUCUUUUAAGCAUGAGGGCGGUGGGGGUAAUUUGAAGUUGGCUAUUUUACAGAUGGAGAGGUUGGGCCGGCAUGAGUCGAUGGGGAGGGCGGACGAGAGUGGAUAUAUAUUAUACAAGGUCGGAUGGGUGUCGUGCUAA